AAGCCAAGCCCUCUAUCAGCAUACGAACAUGCUGCCAAUCGCAACAAGUAGAAGAGAUCUUCCUUUCAUGGCUGCUGAUUUGGACGUUGAUUUUUCGUCUAUCGAAACAGAAUUUCGKCGGGAUGUACCGCCAAGCACUUACCUACACUCGAUCGGCAASACUCAAUACCAGCAAAWCGAAACGAUAGAUGYUUGUAAUUUCGAUACUUUAAAUCCAAUACUAUUAGAAGARUUAAGCCAAGCUACCACGGGGGAGCAGCAAAUAAUUUCUGACGACGAAGACGGCUGCCCAAUCGAAGAAUUUGUGAAUAUAGAUCCAAUUCCAUUAGAUGAAAUAAGCCAAGCUUCAACGGGGGGAAAGCAAAUUAUUUCUGACGACGAGGACGACCGCCCAAUCGAAGCAUUUCCKGAUGAUGAUUUGGACUUAAAUCAAGACUCAGCUCAGCAACAACAGCCGGCAUCACUGCAAUCCCACGAGAUAUCUUUUGCCUCGCAACUGCCAGGUAGCAAUAUCCCGCGUAUCACUCCUCUUCAAAAUCCAAUUCAAAACGAGGACGCAGGAAUAGUGCCUUUCCUGAGUCUACAGAACACAGGAGACACCUUCUCGGAGUCGGUGGUCUUUCCAGAAAAAGGUUACAGUUCUGGAGAUCGCAGAAGAUUUCGUGACUACCAAAAGGAAAAAUGGGGAACAAGAUACAAGGAAUUAACAGAGGUCUUUCAAAAAACGGGUCGAGCUUCAGUSCAUCAUGCCGAUGCUUCCAAAAAGGGUUUGGCUCGCUGGAUAAAACGGCAACGAGCUCAAUAUAAACUUCGACAGGAAGAUAAWCCGUCAUCGAUGACGGACGAACGCGUCGAAGCACUCAACUGCAUCAAUUUCAUCUGGGAUUCUCAUAGUGCUGCAUGGGAAGACCGCAUACUAGAAUUGAAAGCAUUCAAAGCCGMAUACAACCAUUGCAACGUUUCGUCCUCCGAUACUACCAUCAGUAAGACUUUGAUAUCAUGGAUAAAAUGCCAACGACGACAAUACCGUCUCAUGAAGGAAGGAAAGAAAUCUAAUCUCACUGCGAGACGAAUUUUACAGCUCGAAGAAUUAGGCUUUCAGUUCCGUUGAUAUUCACACGGCCAAAAAGAUAGAUCGAUCAGCCCUGAAUUAUAUGUGCUAUUUCAUUGUAAAUGAUUCAAACUGAAAAGAAAAAAUAAUAGAGGAUCACCCAUGAUCACUGUAUAUACUUGAAUAAAAUCCUAUUUGCAUU
Pseudo-nitzschia multistriata is the source of this 1253-nucleotide messenger RNA. The record is from the annotation of a GenBank genome assembly. Lineage: Eukaryota; Bacillariophyta; Bacillariophyceae; Bacillariales; Bacillariaceae.